CUUCGGGACAGCGCCCCCCCCCCACGCCCCCAAUUUGCGCGCGCAGGCCGGGCGCGCCUCCGGGCGGGGCCGCGCCUUUUUCUACGCGGCGCCGGGGCUGCGCGGCCUCCUCAGCUGACGAGCGGGCCUCCCGGGUGCACCAUGGCUGAGUCCGUGCGGUCAACAUUUUGGCUGGGAAAUGAAACCUUGAGAGUCUCGGCAGCACUUUUUGCCUUGAAUAGAAUCCGCUUGUGUGAUCGGCUGACAGCAAACAAGGCCGUUCCCAAAAAUGCCAUUGUCGUCUUGCAAGGCGGAGAGCAGACCAACCGCUACUGUACCGAUACAGGCAUUGUUUUUCGCCAGGAAUCGUAUUUUCAUUGGACUUUUGGGGUAACGGAAGCCGACUGCUAUGGAGCCAUUGAGGUUGACAGUGGAAACAGCAUCCUCUUCAUCCCGAGGCUUCCAGAGAGCUAUGCCGUUUGGAUGGGAAAGAUCCACCCUCCUGAGUACUACAAGAAGAAAUAUAGCGUUAACGAUGUACACUAUACAGAUGAGAUUGCCACUGUCUUGGCUUUGAAAAACCCUUCCGUUCUUCUUACUCUGCGAGGAAUUAACACCGACAGUGGAAGCGUGACCAGGGAAGCGUCUUUUGACAAUAUCAGCCAGUUUACAGUAAACAAUACAAUUCUCCAUCCUGAGAUUGCAGAAUGCCGCGUCAUUAAGACGAACAUGGAAUUGGAAGUCCUCCGCUACACCAAUAAAAUUUCCAGUGAAGCUCAUAAAGAGGUAAUGAAGGCCGUAAAACCUGGCAUGAAAGAAUAUGAGUUGGAGAGCCUGUUCCAGCACUACUGCUACAAGCAAGGAGGAAUGCGGCACACUUCCUACACCUGCAUCUGCGGCAGUGGCGAUAACAGCUCAGUUUUGCACUACGGCCAUGCUGGAGCUCCAAAUGAUAAAACCAUUGAAGAGGGAGAUCUCUGCCUCUUUGACAUGGGAGGAGAGUAUUACUGCUACGGGUCAGACAUCACCUGCACCUUUCCUGCAAACGGAAAAUUCACUCCUGACCAGAAAGCCAUCUACGAGGCCGUGUAUAAAUCCUCGCGGGCCGUGUUCGGCAGCAUCAAGCCAGGGGUGGCCUGGCCUGAAAUGCACCGUCUGGCAGACCGAGUCCAUCUGGAAGAACUUACGAAAAUUGGCAUUCUCCGCGGCAAUGUUGAGGACAUGGUGAAGGUCCAUCUGGGUGCCGUAUUUAUGCCUCACGGGCUGGGACACUUUCUUGGAAUUGAUGUUCACGACGUAGGCGGCUACCCAGAGGGAGUCGAUCGCAUCGACUUGCCGGGUCUCCGGAGUUUGAGAACUGCCCGUACCCUUCUGGAAGGCAUGGUGCUGACUGUGGAGCCGGGCAUCUAUUUCAUCGACCAUGUCUUGGACCAGGCCUUGGCUAAUCCGGCACAGGCCUGUUUCAUCAACAAUGAAGUCCUGGCACGUUUCCGAAAUUUUGGUGGGGUACGGAUUGAGGACGACAUUGUGGUGACAGCCAGUGGAAUGGAACUGCUGACUUGUGUCCCUCGUACAGUUCAGGAAAUCGAAGCGUUCCUUUCCGAGGCUCAGGGCAGCAGCAAAUCCUUUGCUUCAGCUUCUAGCUAGGUGCCCACUCCUCACUUGCGGUUUGGGGCUCCUUGCAGCCUGCCCAGCACCUCAAGAAAAGCCUGCUUAUAAAGGAAAGAAGCCUUCCAAAUCAAACUCAUUUUUUUCCUAUGGGAAACGAUAUGGGGAAAAAGUGAGGGUACCAAUAACCAAAUCGGAUUAUGCUUGACUCGAUUCUCCCUCUUGCCUCUUUAUAAGUUUUGCCCAAGCGAUGGGCGUAGCUGCUGAUAAGCAAAUACAACGAUCAGUGCAACCGAAUCUUCUCUUCUUAAUAGCCAAUAAAGAGCACAAGUUCUGCCAAUGAAAUAAAAUGAAUAAAAAGUGUUGCUUUGAAGAUC
Molecule: messenger RNA, 1964 nt
Organism: Ahaetulla prasina
Lineage: Eukaryota; Metazoa; Chordata; Lepidosauria; Squamata; Colubridae
Gene: PEPD
Product: peptidase D
Exons: 15
Coding region: 142-1626 (494 amino acids)
Molecular function (GO): metalloaminopeptidase activity; manganese ion binding
Source: RefSeq, a predicted model, not a curated record